Pelagomonas calceolata is the source of this 1340-nucleotide messenger RNA. Lineage: Eukaryota; Pelagophyceae; Pelagomonadales; Pelagomonadaceae. The record is from the annotation of a GenBank genome assembly.
UGCGAAAGCUGCCCAAAACAGCGCCGCCAGGGCAGCAUCUCUCGAAAACAGCACCCAUGUGGCCCCGGGCAGCCUUUCUGCUAGCCACCGUGCUAGCCGAGCAGCGCUACGACAACCCAGAAAGAAAACCUUGUCUUGCGGAAAUCACGCACGACGGCGUCGCGCAUCCGAUCAGCGUGGACCCCGAUGCAAAUGAUGAUCUAGCGCGGGACGCCAUCGCCGAGUGGGCUUCAGUCACGUUUCCCGGUGCCGACGUCCAGCACAUAGCCGAGGCCGGCGUCGCCGCGACGCGAUCCUGUAGAACUUAUAGUCAUCCGGCGAACUGGGAUUUGAUGGUCGACGCGCGGUCCUUCGCGGCGUCGCGGUGCCCCUACGAGAUCCCCGUGGGCAAGGAGGGGAAUCCCCCCUGGAAGGUGCAAUUUGGGGUCGAGGCGUCCGACGCACGGCGGGACGCCUUGGCCGACGCCUUCGCCGCGGUUUUACCGCAUGCGUUGUUCGUGUCGCAAUGCGGCGAGACGGCUCUCGAAGCGGGGCAGAAGUGCCUCGCUGGACUGCUGAGGGACGACCUAUUGAUGCGACAGAAGUCGUGCGACAACAACCGGUGGCACUUCGUGCACGUCGCCAAGAGCGCGGGCACGACGAUGGCCCACGCGCUGGCCCACUCCAACGCGCCGGAGGUGUUUCCUCCCCGCUUGCAGGUGAUGUCGGUGACGAUGUACUCGCUCCCUCGAUUCGUCAGGGUCGUCUUUGUGGCCCGAGAUCCAUUACAAAGGCUGACCUCGGCGGCGCGGUACUGGCGCGACGGCGACGGGUAUAGAGCAUCGAGAAUAACAACAAAUACGGGACUGUGCUACGAUAAUCUAAGAGCACAUGCGUCCGUCGACGAAGCUUUUGUCAAGGCACCAUUCGCUCUUUCGACGACGUGCCUGAACUUCACGCGAGAAGACACGGUGGAAACGAAUCCUUUCUUACCCAUCCAGCGCUGGAUCAACCGCACGAAGUUCCUGGCCCAGCCCAAGCGCAUUGUCGGAUUGUGCUACGAUCGGCUGCAGAGCGACUGGGAGGCCUUCGCUAUUAAAAACCUGAGGGCGGCCUCAGUAGCCCCUCUGAAAAACCUGAACCCAUCGCCGAGGCACCCCUCGCCCGAGGACCUCGCGGGAGCGUCAAAGCUCGUCGCGUUCCACCUGUCCGAGUUUCCUGCUUCCGAAUACGCGUUGGCGUACCCGGGCGACCGCGCGAUCUUCGAGCGGGUGUGCGACUCGCUCGAGCUGCUGUGAGUGCCGCCUUGUCGCGGCGAUGGCGUGGCCGUGUGUGCAACUCGCUCGAGCUGCUGUGAGAAG